Molecule: messenger RNA, 3511 nt
Organism: Melitaea cinxia (Glanville fritillary)
Lineage: Eukaryota; Metazoa; Arthropoda; Insecta; Lepidoptera; Nymphalidae
Product: coatomer subunit gamma-2-like
Exons: 2
Coding region: 79-2670 (863 amino acids)
Biological process (GO): intra-Golgi vesicle-mediated transport; protein secretion; organelle transport along microtubule
Cellular component (GO): endoplasmic reticulum; COPI vesicle coat; Golgi membrane
Molecular function (GO): structural molecule activity
Source: RefSeq, a predicted model, not a curated record
ACGUGUUAAUCUAUAAACCGAAAGCUGUAUUCUUCGGCACCCAAUAGUUUCAUAAUAAUAACAAAAAAGAAGCUCAAAAUGAGCUCUUUUAAGCGUGACAAGAAAGAAGAAGAAGACAGCGGCGGUAACCCGUUUACAAACUUGGACAAAACGAGCGUUUUACAGGAGGCACGAUAUUUCAACGAAACUCCGGUGAAUCCGCGAAAAUGUUCACAUAUUUUAUCGAAAAUUCUCUUUUUAUUAAACCAAGGCGAAAAAUUAUCGACACAAGAGGCGACGGAUGCGUUUUUCGCUACCACGAAGCUGUUCCAAUCGAAGGACGUGAUGCUACGUCGUAUGGUGUACUUGUGUAUAAAAGAAUUGAGUAAACUCGCUCAAGAUGUGAUUAUCGUAACUUCCUCUUUAACUAAGGACAUGACUGGUAAGGAGGACCUGUACCGAGCUGCUGCUAUACGAGCGCUGUGCAGUAUCACGGACAGUACAAUGAUACAAGCUAUUGAGAGAUAUAUGAAGCAAGCUAUCGUUGAUAAGAACCCUGCAGUUAGUUCCGCGGCGUUGGUCUCUGCUUUGCACCUGUCAGCGACUGCACCGGAUUUGGUACGUCGAUGGGCGAAUGAAGCACAGGAAGCAAUCAACUCAGAUAAUGCAAUGGUUUCCUAUCACGCGUUGGGCAUCCUCGCGAACACCCGAAAAAACGACAAACUGUCUACCGUUAAACUGGUGACUCGUUUAACCAAGUCACCCUUGAGAUCACCGUACGCGCUAUGUCUCUUGAUUCGCUUAACUGCUCAGCUAGUUGAAAACGAUGACUCCGACGCAGCACAACCCUACAUAGAGUUUAUUGAGUGUUGCCUCCGCCACAAAUCAGAAAUGGUCAUCUAUGAAGCAGCUCAUGCAAUUGUUAACUUGAGAAAAACUGCUAGGGAUUUGGCACCAGCAGUUUCCGUUCUACAGUUGUUCUGCGGAUCAUCAAAAGCAUCCCUAAGAUUGGCUGGCGCAAGAACAUUAGCUAAAUUGACUAGCAAGCACCCGACAGCGGUAGCCGCGUGUACGGUUGACUUGGAAAACCUUAUAUCUGAUCCAAACCGAUCAGUAGCUACUUUAGCCGUAACUACACUAUUAGCAACAGGCGCAGAAAGCUCGGUAGAUAGACUGAUGAAGCAAAUAUCCAGUUUCGUAUCUGAAAUAUCAGAUGAAUUCAAGAUAGUUGUAGUCAAAGCGAUUCGACGUCUUUGUCAAAAGUUUCCAAAAAAACAUCAAUCAUUGGCGACGUUCUUAGCUGGUAUGCUGCGGGAUGAAGGUGGUCUCGAAUAUAAAGCGGCUAUAGCUGAUGCUAUAAUAACGUUGGUAGAGGAGAACCCUGAUGCGAAAGAGACUGGGUUAGCACAUUUAUGCGAAUUUAUUGAGGAUUGCGAGCACACAACCUUGGCCGUUCGUAUCUUACAUUUGUUGGGACGUGAAGGCCCAAAAUCUCGUCAACCGUCACGAUACAUUCGUUUUAUUUACAACAGAGUAAUAUUGGAGUCUGGUCCGGUUAGGGCAGCCGCAGUGUCCGCUGUAGCUCAAUUUGGAGCCCAAAGACCAGAACUACUUCCUAACAUAAGAGUUCUCCUUGCGAGAUGCGAAAUGGAUGAUGAAGACGAGGUCAGAGACCGUGCGAUCUAUUACAACGCCAUUCUGGAUUCAGGAGAUCAACAGUUGAUUAAUGAUUUUAUCAUAGAUGUCCCCAAGUCAAAUCCAAUUUUAUUGGAAAAAGCUUUAAGACAUCAUAUCGCUACAAAUCCAGAUGAACCAUUCGACAUAAUGACAGUUCCGAUGGAAGAAGAACAGAAGAAAGAAAAAGAUGUAGUAGAAAUAGAGGUACGCAAACCUAAAAUGAUGACUAUCGAAGAAAUUUACACAGUACAAUUGGCAAAAGUACCGGGUGUAGACUUACUGGGUCCACUAUUCAAGACAAAUAUACCGAUAGACUUGACAGAGGCUGAAACAGAGUAUAGAGUGCGCUUGUUGAAACAUAUCUUCGUUCGUCACUUAGUACUACAAUUCGAAUGCAUAAAUACGUUAAAUGAUCAAAUUUUGGAGCAAAUCUACGUGAGAUUGGAUUGCCCGCCUGAAUACGAAAUAAAGUCUAUCCUACCUUGCCAAAAACUGGUAUACAAUCAGCCUGGCAAUAUUUACGUUGUACUCGAGUUUCCCUGCGCCUAUCUAGACAGUUUGGGUACAUUUGGAGCAACAUUAGAAUUUAUUGUACGCGAUUGCGAUCCCAAUACAGGAGAACCCGAUCCAGGCGAAGGCUAUGCCGACACUUAUGCUCUAGAGGAGUUCAACAUUUUCUGCGUAGACCAAAUCAGACCGAGAACUAUGGGAGACGAUUGGGAAUCCACUUGGGAGAGAGCAACGAGUGUUACAGAAAUCUCCGAUAAUUUCUUUCUCCCGCAAUUAGAUCCAUCUGUUGCUGCGAAAUCGAUUAGCGAAGUUUUAGGCAUACCGAAGACUGGUAUAAUCGAUGGGGCUAUAAAGGAAAUAAGAGGAGGGGGCAUUUUUAGAGGAGGAGCGCCAUAUUUAGUGCAAGUUAAAAUAGCGCCUAGUAACGAGGGUUCGAGGAUGCAAAUUGCAGCCAGGUCGCCUCGUGAGGAUGUAGCAAGACUCUUACUGGCAGCAGUGGAGUAAAUUAGUUAAGGAAGAAAGUCAUACAACAUGAUGAUAUAAUCGAUGUGUAAUUGUUUCUAUGUAUUAGUAUAUAUACGAAUUAUAAAUUUAAUAUAUUGUUAGCAUAUAAGAUAUUCAUUGAUCGUUUUAUUAAAAAAUACGCAAAGCGUAAAAUAAAUAAUUUAUUUUAUUAAUCUUUAAAAUUGAACUGAACCUGUAAACGUCCCACCGCUGGGCAAUUUCCUCUUUUUCACGUAGUAUUGGAGCUUAACCCAAGCUGCUUCAUAGCAGAUCGAAUGUUAUUUUUCCUACCACUGGAAUGACGAUCAUGGACGUACCUAGAAUUUUGUGAAGAUGGGGCAAAAACAAAUAAAUGUAAAAACUCGAUAAGCUGUAGAAAAUUUAAUAUACUUUUUAUUUAGCACAACAAUAAUAGAAUAAGGAGGUUUUGGCUGCUGCAUUUUUAGUUUCGAGUCAAGGUGGGACAAAUGCUCUACCUUGUCCCAUUAUGGGUACGCGCAUGGUGUUUAUUAGAUGUCUCAGAUGAGGUAACAAACAGGGGCAGAUAAGAGCAGAUACAAAUACUGCUGCUGAGCAGGUCUCGAGCCCGCUGCCGCUGGCGUUAUGGCGGCGAUACACACCAAGACAUCAGAACUGUUGGCUCCAUUAAUAAUUACAAUUAUUUUACUACUAUUUGUGAACUGUAAUAACUUUAGGUGUCUAAUAUAAUAUAAGCAUUUAUUGCAGUAUUACAUGUCAUUCCGUAGUGUAAAUGUGAAAAAAUAAAUGUAGAAGUUCUGUAUUCGUGAAGAAAUGUAAUCGUAAUAAAAUUAACACGAUUAAAUAAACGAUUUGAAUUACA